CAUCUAUUGGGAUAAUUCAUUUGGAAGUAGGCCUAGGCCAACCAGCAUCAAUCUAUCAACACACAACCGGAUCGCCGAAUCUGAAACAUUAUUUGAACACAAACAGUUUUAGCAUGCUGCGAAACGUUCUUUUCAGUUCACUGAAGACCUCAGUAUUUGGUCGUACACAAACGACAUGUGUCAAUGCAGUUUUUAAUAAACGGUCAUUCUGUGCCCGGCCAGAGAUUGGUCAAGCUGAAAAACUGACCGACAUUGGUACACGUAGGAUAAUGACAUCAGAUCAUGAUAUGUUCCGUCAAACUGUGCGAAAGUUUUUUCAAGAUGAAAUUGCACCUCACCAGGACAAGUGGGAAAAACAAGGUUACGUUGACCGGUGGGCCUGGGAACGAGCUGGUGAGACCGGCAUCCUAGGAGUUGAUGUCCCGGAAGAAAAGGGCGGUCUCGGAGGCGAUGUGAUGUCAGCGCACGUUGUGCUGGAAGAGCAGGUUUAUGCUAACUAUCCAGGGCCUAGCUACCCAAUUCAUGAUGUGAACCUGCACUAUGUAUUGAACUACGGUUCCAAGGAACAGCUUGAUAGAUACAUCCCUGGAUUGAUAUCCGGCAAAUUAAUCAGUGCCAUAGGAAUGACAGAACCAAGUGCUGGAAGUGACCUCCAAGGGAUCAAAACCUUUGCAAAGAAGGAUGGAGAUGACUGGAUUCUGAAUGGCAGCAAGGUCUUUAUAACAAAUGGAUACAUGUGUGAUGUUGCCAUCAUCGUUGCUGUCACAGAUCCCAACGCAAAGAAAAUAGCUCACGGAAUCAGUCUCUUCCUGGUAGAUGCCGGCAUGCCCGGCUUUCAGAAAGGACGUAUUUUACAGAAAAUUGGGCAGAAGGCAGUUGAUACGGCAGAACUAUUUUUUGAAGAUGUCCGUAUACCUCAGUGUAACCUAUUGGGUGAGGUCAACAAAGGUUUCUAUUACCUUAUGGAUCAGUUACCAAGGGAACGGUUAAUUGUAGCCAGCCUGGCAAAUGGCCAUGCUGAGUUCAUGUUUGAAGAGACAAGGAAUUAUGUCCGCGAAAGAAAAGCAUUUGGAAAAACACUUUCCAAUUUACAGACUAUUCAACACAAGUUGGCCGAGAUGAAAACCGAAAUCUGUAUAGGGCGUGCAUUCAUAGACCAGUGUAUUGAGCUGUAUGCCGAAGGACGCCUCGAUUCCUCAACUGCCUCCAUGGCAAAGUACUGGUGCUCAGACUUAGAAAACAAGGUUGCUGCGCAGUGCCUACAGUUGCACGGUGGGUGGGGCUACAUGUGGGAGUACCCAAUAGCAAGAGCCUUCGCGGAUGCCCGUGUUCAAACCAUCUACGCUGGUAGCAACGAGAUAAUGAAGGAACUUAUUGCUCGACAAAUUGUUACUGGAAAUUAAUCUUCAAAUUGGGUGUCUAGAAUUUAUUACCUCUUUUUUUGAAUGUUGUUUAGCUAAGAGCCAAAGACUUCUAUGUCCGUUGGGGGCAGGUUUCAUCGCCCUGAUACAACAUACCAUUUACUGAGACUAGUCUGUGAUUUGUUUUCAAGGCAAUGUUAAAUCUUAACUUUAUUUUUUAACAAGAUGUUUAAGAUGUUGCUUUUAAUGCUUGAUUUUUUUAUUCUUUACAUUGCCCUACUUAUUUUUGGUAGUAUUUUAGGUUCUGGCUGCUGUUUUUGACUUUCAUUUUAUGUUAUGCCUUGGAACAUGUUUACCUAGAUAAAUGCACAUUAUAAAUGCUUUAUUUAAUGAUUACCCAUCGAAAAAUCUUGUACGUCAUAAGUACUAUCUGCACAAAACAUGCCUUAUACAUUGUAUUACAUGUAACACUUUUAAUCCGAGUUGUUCUGAACUUCAAAAAUGGUACUAUAUUUUUUUUUUAUUAUUGUCUUUAUUUAAAUAAUUUAUUUGGAAAUGCAAUGAUUUGUGUGUUGUAAUUAUUUUUUAUUUAUUUUUAAUUUAUUGCAAUAUUGAUUGAUUCAUGUACAGUAUACACUCUUUGAAUUUCAAAAGUUAAUAUAAAACUAUUUUCUAAUUCAAGAUGUAAAUUAUAUUAUAUAUAUAGGUAGUAAAUAUUAUUAAGGUACUGUAUUCUGAAACCAGAUGUACUAUAUUAUCUGUCUGCUGCCCUCUAUAAUAGUGUGAUCAUUUCUACAAAUUGUCCUUAAAGUGCCCAAUAGUUGAUGAAAUCAACAAUAAAACAAUACAAAGUA
Messenger RNA from Anneissia japonica, 2215 nucleotides. Its product is annotated as long-chain specific acyl-CoA dehydrogenase, mitochondrial-like. The record is from RefSeq and is a predicted model, not a curated record. NCBI's taxonomy places the organism in Eukaryota, Metazoa, Echinodermata, Crinoidea, Comatulida, Comatulidae. The coding region runs from base 114 to 1403 and encodes 429 amino acids. The transcript is spliced from 9 exons. Gene Ontology annotation, biological process: long-chain fatty acid catabolic process; carnitine metabolic process, CoA-linked; fatty acid beta-oxidation using acyl-CoA dehydrogenase. Gene Ontology annotation, cellular component: mitochondrion. Gene Ontology annotation, molecular function: long-chain fatty acyl-CoA dehydrogenase activity; flavin adenine dinucleotide binding.